AUGAUGAAAAGAUUCUUUCCCCUUAAAAUUCAGACUCGUCUGAAAUGCGACUACCCACUACUUACUUUCGAGCAAUUGGUUUCUACAAAUGGAAUAGGGAAAGGGAAAACCGGCAGAAUUCCUUUAAGGGAUUACAUAGAAUGGCAAAAUUUCCCAAAUAUAAUGAAAAGAGAAAACUUCUUUACACAAAGAAAACAAGCGUCUACGGGAUCCAUAGAUCCCAUUUUAUUUGACAACAUUAUCAAUUAUGAUCCAGUAUUCAGCGAGUGCCUCGCAAAAUGGCUACUUGUCAACUACAAAUUGAACGACUACCCGUAUUAUGACCUCAACAUCGUCAAUAUUUACACGGAUUUACCUCAAGGGAUUCAAAUAUGCAAAAGUUUAAUGACAUAUCUAAAAUCGACAUUGUCUGAAAACAUGUUUCAGAGGAUAAAGUACUUUAUGAUUCCUUUAUACAAAUGUGACAAUGUACCAUUAAAGGUCUUAGAUGGAAUACCUGGAGCAGUAAGCUUAGUUCAAGAUUAUCCGGUAUCUCCGACUUUAUUGAAAGAAAAGUUUCUCAUAGAGGACCCCGUUAAUAUUCUAAUGCUCAACGAUGUUAUUAAAUACACGACCCACGAUUUAGUCAGAUACUCUUCAUACCAUAACGCAUGGGAGCAAUGCUUUGUAGAUGUGGAUGAGAAUGGACAAAAUAAUAAAACAUUUGAUAGUGAUAUUGACUAUUCGUGCAAACUUGCGUUAGAUCAAAUGUUCAGUGAACAAUCAAAUAUAGUUCCUGAUAAAGAAGUUUAUAUUCCUACUAAAUUAAUUGAGAUAUUCACAACAAUCAAAAAUAAUAUUCCAGAACAUCGACUCUUCACCGUGGACACUCCACAAAGAUCGAGCCCAACAUUAUUAUCAAUAUUAAAAAGCUUAUUAAACCCACGCUUAACAGGGUCGAGCCAGAUAGUGGAACCAUACUCCGAUUCAAUCUUUUCUGAUAUUUGCAGCGGAAGGGUGUAUUUCAUGACGGACUUCUUACAGUUACAAAAAAUCUACAAUGAUAUCAAUGAAUCCUCUAGGAGCUGUGAAGUCGAGGAUAUUAGCGAUUUUGUUGAAAAAUGGAUGAGCCCUAGUGAGACAGACACACGCACAUUGUCGAAUGGAAAGAAGCCUCAUCUGGAAGACAUAAGCAACAGUACUUUGGCAACACUUCAUUCCACAUAA
Saccharomyces eubayanus is the source of this 1206-nucleotide messenger RNA. RefSeq names its product type II protein arginine methyltransferase. NCBI's taxonomy places the organism in Eukaryota, Fungi, Ascomycota, Saccharomycetes, Saccharomycetales, Saccharomycetaceae. Bases 1 to 1206 code for a protein of 401 amino acids. Gene Ontology annotation, cellular component: mitochondrion. The transcript has a single exon. Gene Ontology annotation, molecular function: protein-arginine omega-N symmetric methyltransferase activity. The record is from RefSeq and is a predicted model, not a curated record.